AAAAAGGAAGAAAAGCGAGGGUUUUGCGGGCAAGGGUUCUUCGGCCGGGAAAGGGGCCUCGCUGAGGAGAAAGCCGGAGGGGCCGGUCGGGCGCGGCGGCGGCGAUAAGGGAGGCAGGCGCUGCGGGCAGCGCGACGCCCUCGGGCUUCCCUCCGCCCGUGGGGAGGAUGCGGAGGCACCGCGCAGCACCCAGGGACGCGGAGGCCGCGGGGACAUGAGCCCGGGGGGCGGCCGGGCGCUGGGGCCGCUGCUGCUGCUGCUGCUGGCUCUCCUGCGGUGCGCGGGGCGGCGGGCACUUGUGAACAGAUCAGUUCCAGAUGUCUGUGCAACUUGCCACAUUCAUGCUACAUGUCAUCAAAUUGAAGGAAAAAGUGUCUGCAUCUGUAACUAUGGAUUUGUAGGCAAUGGAAGAACUCAUUGUCAAGAUAAAGAUGAAUGCCAGAUUGGAGCCAGCAAGAUCUGUGGAAAUCAUACGCUGUGUCAUAAUACACAUGGAAGUUUUUACUGUGUUUGCCUUGAUGGAUACCGAGCUUCCAACAACAACAAGACAUUUAUUCCAAAUGAUGGCACGAACUGUACAGAUAUAGAUGAAUGUGAGGAGUCUGGGCUGUGUGGUCACAAUGCAAGAUGCGUGAAUACUGAAGGAAGCUACGAAUGUCACUGCAAUGAUGGUUAUAAAUUAGAAAAUGGAGAGCUUUCGUUUCAUCCAGAUGGGAACAUAGUUUCAUGCAAAGGUGUGGAUUGUGGGUUUCCACCUUCUGUUUUACAUGCACAUCCAGCAUCUGUAAAUGAGACUACAUAUGGAAGUGAAGUUACUUACAACUGUGUUCAUGGUUACUUUAUUGCAAGUGGUAAUCAGACUGCAGUCUGCAAUGCGAAAGGACAAUGGGAUGGUACUGAUUUGGUGUGCAAAGAAAUAGACUGUGGCAAACCUUUCCUGAUUCCACACACAGAAAUGAUCUGGGACAACUCUACAACUUUAUGGAGCAGAGUGUACUAUAAGUGUGAAGAAGGAUAUUAUUUUAAUGGAGACAAGAAUUUUUCAGAAUGCAGAAUAGAUCAGUCAUGGGAGAAUAUUACAUACAUAUGCAAAGAGGAGGAAUUAUUCAGUAAUUUGUCCAUAUUCAAUGAAACAUGUGUGAAGUGGCAAAGGAAAACUGGAAGACUGGGAGUUCAGGAAACAUACACAUUUCACAUACUGAGCCAAAGAUGGGAUGACAAGAACUUCUCUGAAGACGUGAUAUUUAACAUCACUACAAGUGAAGAUAAUCCAGAGGUGUGUUUAGAUCUCAGCUCUGGCAUUAACUACCUGGUGAAUAUUACUACCAUCUCUUCCACAAACAUCACUGUUUCAGUUACAGUAGCAGUUCAAACAAAGGUAAAGGAAGCUUUCAAUAACGUAUUAAUUUUUAAUGAUACCUGCUUGAAAUGGCGGAGAAAUGUCAGGGGAACUGGUGUGGAAGACAGAUACUCAUUUCAUGUGCAAGGCCAGCGUUGGUAUCAGAAGGAGUUCUCUCAUGAAAUGACCUUCAACCUUACCACACACAAGCAGGCUCCAGAAGUUUGUUUUGAUUUGCAGCCAGGCACGAAUUACUCUAUUAAUAUUUCCAUGGUAGCACUGAAUUUUUCACUGCUCGUUUCCAUGACAACACAAAUCACAGAUCCCCCUUUCCCAGAUGUAGAAUUUGUGGCAGUAAAAGGUUCUGCACCCUUGCUCAAACUUCGGAAAGCAGAAGAUCGAAAUGGACCGAUCAGUCUUUAUCAAGUGAUUGUCCUUCCUCUGGGUUUGCAAAGCACUUUUAUUUGUGACUCCUUUGCUGCUGCAACUUUCUUUGGUAACACCACUGACGCUAAAGGAUAUGUGGCAGCUGAAUUUCAGGCGAAGGAUGUUGCUGAUAACAUGUCAAUUGCUCUUGGAGACAGACAUUACUACGGGAAGUUUUAUAAUGCUCCUUUAAAGCUGGGAGAAGAGUAUUGUGUUGUUUUGAGAAUAAUAAGUGAGUGGAAUAAGGUGAAAACACAGUCCUGUGCUGUUUGGGCACAAAUUAAAAACUUAUCACCCACUCUGCAAUACAUGACUGCUGUUGGAUUAGGGUCAGUUGCUGCUGUCUGCCUUAUACUGUUCCUGUCAUUCUCAGCAGCACGCUCUUAUCUCCACAGCACAGUGCACUCCCCACCUGCAGCUUUAGCCUGCGAGGCUGUACAUCUAUCUGCUACAAUGGACGUGGCACAAACAGGGAUUAUAUCGUCAUUCACAGAGACUGAAAAUGUCUCUCUUCUCUGAUGUGUUAUCCUCUGAAGUCAGCAUAGACUUUUCUUACCAAAGCCAGCAUCUAUUGGUUACGGAUGUAUCUGCACGACACAUAUGUAGCAUGGGCAACUGGAACGUGUUUGUUACUGGGAGUUGUUUCCCCUUGUUUCCCAAUGGUGUAAUAUGUAAAGGAGAACUUUCCUUAACAAAUAGGUUUGUGUUAGAGACAUUAACAUGUGUCCUUUGUGUUGGCCACUGACUUUCAGCUAGUCCAGCCACGUGAAUGCCUGAUGAUGAAUGUCUGUAUUUUACUUUAUUACACGAAUAAUCCCCUGAUUCAGUUGAGACUGUCUGAGGAUGAACUGCUACUUUAGAUACCUUUAGACAGAUAAACUGGCCCAUUAUGAGAGAAAAUGCACAUCAACCCUUAUAUCAGAUAAAGUGGUUAUUGUACUUCCUCAGUAUCAAAGUCAAACACUUUAAUCAGUCAUGGAUAAUGGUACUUCAGGAACAAGUACAGAGUUGUUAGCCAUGAAAUUGUCAGAUUUAAAUAGUGUCAGCAACAGAUGUGUUCCAGAGAUAUUGCAGUCAUUGCUCGUAGCAAUUAGCAGUAAUUGCAAAUAAUAUACCAAUCUAUAAAACUGCAGGUUUUUUUGCCAAAAAGCUGAGCAGUUUUAAUGGCAUGUGAAACUAAUUGAAAUAAGGAACUAUCUCUGUUAAGUGCAGUUUUGCUAAUUUCUGUUCUAUAAUUACAGCUGAGUAAAGCCAUUAAAUCAUUGUCUGGUUAAUAAGCUGGUGUGUAACAUCUGGUUAGAGUCAAUAAAGUACAAUUAAUCAAUUUCUUAUGGCAUAUUCUCAGUUAAUAUUUUUCUUCUGUAAGAAAGAAUCACGUGUCUUUGAUUGGUUCCACUCCUGCUCAGAAGUUGCUUUGAGAUAUACUAACAAAAUAAUUUUCUGUUAACUGUUGAAAUAAAGAAAAAGUUGGGUUUUUUUUA
Columba livia (rock pigeon) is the source of this 3246-nucleotide messenger RNA. RefSeq names its product sushi domain containing 1 (gene SUSD1). Lineage: Eukaryota; Metazoa; Chordata; Aves; Columbiformes; Columbidae. Gene Ontology annotation, molecular function: calcium ion binding. The transcript has 15 exons. The coding region runs from base 215 to 2284 and encodes 689 amino acids. The record is from RefSeq and is a predicted model, not a curated record.